Molecule: messenger RNA, 2510 nt
Organism: Magallana angulata
Lineage: Eukaryota; Metazoa; Mollusca; Bivalvia; Ostreida; Ostreidae
Product: putative mediator of RNA polymerase II transcription subunit 26
Exons: 7
Coding region: 55-2451 (798 amino acids)
Source: RefSeq, a predicted model, not a curated record
UAGCGUUAUGUUUCCGCGACGUCAGUGACGUAACAAAAGCAUGUUUUGAAAUUGAUGCAAUGGAAACGGCCCAGAAAUACAAUUCGGCAUGGAAAAGAACUAAUGGAUGAAUAUUCUCUAAAGAAAGUAGGUGUUGAUUUGGAUGACACCAUUCUUUAUACAGAGCAAUAUGGACAUAUGCUUUCCAAAACCUACCCGGAGAACUUGACUGGAAAUGCACUUCAGACCGCUUCACGGAGUAGUCAGGAUUUGUUGUCCAGUAUGUUCGGGUUAAUUAACGAUGAAAAAUUUCAAAUCGAAUCCUUGAGAAACUCGCCUUUCCCUUCACUCGGUGAAGAACAAAAUAAGAUUUCCAGUGCAUACGCCAACGACUUGAAGACUGUCGGGUAUGGCCGCGCAGACUCUCCGAGAAAAACAACGUAUAACAACUCAUUUGACCCUCGACUGUCAUUCCGAGGCCUGGGGGGAGAGGUCUUCACCCCGCGGACAGAGGACGAUGACGACAAAAGUACAGCCCGGAUGACGGAAAACGUGUUCCUGGCCCUGGACAACCCGUCGGAGCUGGUGAACGACUAUUUGUAUGGGUACCGGGAGUAUCUGAAGGGUCUGACGAGUCUACCCACAAUACACAUCGGGUCGGGGGAUGAACCAAUCAGCGAUGACGGCUCCGACGAGUGCAAGCGUCUCUUUCAGAGAAUCCGGUCCGAAUCGGUUAAAUCCAUGUUUUUACCUGAAAACGAAACCCCGCAGCACAUCGAUUCCGGAAUGCUUUCAGAGAGUCCUGAUAACUGCAAAUCACCAACAGCCUAUACACAUCAAAACCAUAACCAAUCCAAUCAAUUAGACUUACAUGAACCAAGCCUGUCAACAGCUACUGUUUUAAAACAUAGUCAAGAAAGGAUGGAAUCAAAUUCACAAAAGAAUGUAUCGAAAUCAAUGUGCGAAGAAACCUUCGACGAACCAAUGCCGAGCACUAUCUCGCCCACCAUAUCACGUGAUCAGGCCCCGCGACCAAACAUCAAAUCUCCUCCUGGAUUUCCUCCAGUACAUGGUAAUAAAGAAACCGACAACAUAAUGAAAACUGGCAAACCUGCAGAAGAUUCAAAACAUAUUGAUCACGAGUCAAGUACGCAGACGAAAGAUGUUACGACAUCCGGUAAUACCCAACAUCCUCCAGAGAAGCAGGAGACAACUGGACAGCAAGUCCCCCAGUCCUCAGAAUCCAAGAAACCGGAAACAGGAACAAAACAAAAGUCAGUAGAUGUAACAAAAAAGACGUAUUCAGGCAACCGACCACAGACACACAAAUCUGUCCCUCAGCUUUCGAAACAGCGAGAACCGCUGAAAGAGAAAAGACUGAAGGACUUGUCAGAACUGAGACAACAGGCACGGGCGAGUGGGGAAGGAGCAACGGUUACAAAAGACUACAGUGCACCAUGCAAUGCUAGUUGGGCAGAAAAAUUGUUUCACAAAGAGGCUGAAGGAAAAGACAAAGAUUCAAAAGAAAAAAGGAAUAGUCAUGAAAUCAAACCAUGGAUGGAGAAAUCGUCUAAGUCAGUCACAUCAAAUUUAAGAGCUAGUUCAGAACCGUUUAUUCCACCAUCACAUGUCUCAAAGUCGAACAAUGCCUUUCAAGUUCAAGCUACUACUCUAGUUCCAGUUGAGGAAUUCAAGCCAAGGCCAUAUAGUCUGACCACUCAUGCUCAAACAAUCAACUUCCCCUCAAACCUUCAGCCUGCGCCGCAUCCACAGCCUCCAAACAUGUAUGUUCCCACAAACAUCCCUCCCCCACCCGUCCACAACUGGACUCAGUUCAAUUCACAGCAGAACUUUCCAAGACUACAAGACACCUUCCAACCUGGCAACUGGUUCAACAACAACAGUAUGGCGCAGCCCGUGAAAUACGACGGCUAUCAGUAUCAACAGCAGUUCCCCGACCCAGCAACCGUCACCCCGGUCGACCAGUUUGUCCCCGGUGUCAUGCAAAACAGCCCAUCUUACGGUCAGAGUUACCAGUACAAUCAGGUUGCUGGGAAUUACUCGUUUGGAAACGUCCUUCAGAGCAACAACGCAACAACAAACGUAUCGCCGCAGUACACCUUUAGCCAGCACCGGUUCUUGCCGACUGUCAACUGCCAACAGAACAGUCAGCAACAACACUUCUACAGCCACCGGGAAUUCCGAAACGGUGUUCCAUUUAAUUACAACAACAACUCUUCCUCUAGCAACAACAACAAUUACAACAACAACAACAACAAUAACAAUAACAACAACAAUAACGUGUCAGAGGUUGAUGGUAAUUGUUGUGGAGAAGUGGGGGAGGGUAUUCCAUGUGUCCAGUUCCGACGAAGUCGCAGUUGUGAGGACUUGUGCAUUGACGGUUCAAAAGGGAAGCCCAAGCCAAGAGCAAUCCGCUCCAACCUAGUCAGGAUCUAUCCGACAGAGUCCUGAUUCAUCUUGUUUAUUCUUAUUUAUUGGAACAAUUUUUCUUGUUACAUUUGAUGUGUUGU